Molecule: messenger RNA, 1722 nt
Organism: Calliphora vicina (urban bluebottle blowfly)
Lineage: Eukaryota; Metazoa; Arthropoda; Insecta; Diptera; Calliphoridae
Product: repetin-like
Exons: 6
Coding region: 1-1722 (573 amino acids)
Source: RefSeq, a predicted model, not a curated record
AUGUUGGAAAUAAAUCCAAUUUCUCAAUUUAGUACGAAGAGUGAAUUUGAAGUAAAAAAUGGUCAAUCUCAAGGUCAAACUCAAGGUCAUACUCAAGGUCAAACUCAGGGUCAAACUCAAGGUCAAUUUCAAGGUCAUACUCAAGGUCAAACUCAGGGUCAAACUCAAGUUCGAACUCAAGGUCAAACUCAGGGUCAAACUCAAGGUCAAACUCAAGGUCAAUCUCAAGGUCAAACUCAAGGUCAAACUCAAGGUCAAACUCAAGGUCAUACUCAAGGUCAAACUCAAGGUCAAUCUCAAGGUCAUACUCAAGGUCAAACUCAGGGUCAAACUCAAGUUCGAACUCAAGGUCAAACUCAGGGUCAAACUCAAGGUCAAUCUCAAGGUCAAACUCAAGGUCAAACUCAAGGUCAAACUCAAGGUCAUACUCAAGGUCAAACUCAAGGUCAAACUCAGGGUCAAAUUCAGGGUCAAAGUCAAGGUCAAACUCAAGGUCAAACUCAAGAUAAUACUCAAGGUCAAACUCAGGGUCAAACUCAAGGUCAAUCUCAAGGUCAUAGUCAAGGUCAUAGUCAAGGUCAAACUCAAGGUCAUACUCAAGGUCAAACUCAAGGUCAAUCUCAAGGUCAUAGUCAAGGUCAAACUCAAGGUCAUACUCAAGGUCAAACUCAGGGUCAAACUCAAGGUCAAUCUCAAGGUCAUAGUCAAGGUCAAACUCAAGGUCAAACUCAGGGUCAAACUCAAGGUCAAACUCAAGGUCAAACUCAGGGUCAAACUCAAGGUCGAACUCAAGGUCAAACUCAGGGACAAACUCAGGGUCAAACUCAAGGUCGAACUCAAGGUCGAACUCAAGGUCAAACUCAGGAUCAAACUCAAGGUCAUAGUCAAGGUCAAACUCAAGGUCAAACUCAAGGUCAUAGUCAAGGUCAAACUCAAGGUCAAACUCAAGGUCAUACUCAAGGUCAUACUCAAGGUCAAACUCAAGGUCAAACUCAAGGUCAAACUCAAGGUCAUAGUCAAGGUCAAACUCAAGGUCAAACUCAAGGUCAUAGUCAAGGUCAAACUCAAGGUCAAACUCAAGGUCAUACUCAAGGUCAUACUCAAGGUCAAACUCAAGGUCAAACUCAGGGUCAAACUCAAGGUCAUACUCAAGGUCAAACUCAGGGACAAACUCAGGGUCAAACUCAAGGUCGAACUCAAGGUCGAACUCAAGGUCAAACUCAGGAUCAAACUCAAGGUCAAACUCAAGGUCAAACUCGAACUCAAGGUCAAACUCAAGGUCAAACUCAGGGUCAAACUCAAGGUCAAUCUCAAGAUCAAACUCAAGGUCAAACUCAAGGUCAAACUCAAGGUCAAACUCAGGGUCAAACUCAAGGUCGAACUCAAGGUCGAACUCAAGGUCAAACUCAAGGUCAAACUCAGGAUCAAACUCAAGGUCAAACUCAAGAGAGAGAAACACAUAUAAAAGUUUUCGAAAUACGCCUGUCACCGUCAUUGCAACAGACAAGACGUCAUAAUGUGGAACAUACAACUAGCAACAACACCAACAACAACAACUAUAAACGUAAUAAUAACGAAUGUAACAACAACUGCAAUAAAACGCAAGCAACAAAAAAAAAACAUAAAAAGUUUCAGGAAAUACAUCAUCAUCAACAGCAAAACACAAGCAGCAGCAGCAACAGCAACAUUAUUGUCUUAAACUCCAACAUGAACAAUAGUUAG